GGUGCUGCGACGGCCUGGCGUGGUCCGGAGGCGGCGGAAGAAGCACGGGUGUUUCGUGUCUUGCCGUGAGGUGGUGGAUGCAUGCGUGUUACUCAGCGCUCCUGUUAAGGCCAGCUCUGUGGGGGUCACUUCAGGCUCGUGAUCUUCUAAACCACGGUAUUGCAGAGCUUCUUGACCUUUAACGUGUUUUUAUGCACCCUUACCUACGCCAGUUAGUACGGCACAAAGAGCUCUGUGAAGAUGUCUGGUUCAUUGCUUCAAACUAUCUGGACAUUCACUUUUUAACUGUUGAAGCUUUCCUACUAUUUGAUUUCUUCCUGAAGCCUUGAUUUAUUGAGGGAUCAAAACUGACUCCUAUGGAAUCAAGACCAACUAAAACAUGGAAAAGAUGUAUUCAAGAUGACCAAGCCAGAGGAUUUUUCACUUUAUAGAAGUCGUCUUUUUGCUUAAUAUGUAUUGACUAAGUCAAUUUUGGUUUCUUAUCUUGAAAUAAAGACACACCAGUGGCCUUCAUCAGAAAUGUUUUUAACGUUUUCAAGAAAAAGCAUGUCCCAGAAACUGAGUUUAUUUUUACUAGUUUUUGGAAUCAUUUGGGGUUUGAUGUUGCUACGCUACACUUUUCAGUAUCCAAGACGCCAAAGCAGCGCUGAGUUGCGUGAACAGAUAUUAGACCUAAGUAAAAGAUAUGUUAAAGCACUUGCGGAAGAAAAUAAAAAUUUAAUGAAUGGUGGCAGUGGAGCUUCUAUGGCAGGAUAUGCUGAUCUUAAGAGAACAAUCGCUGUUCUUCUGGAUGACAUCUUACAACGCCUGGUGAAAUUGGAAAGCAAAGUUGAUUACAUUGUUGUGAAUGGCUCAGCAGCAAAUACCACAAAUGGAACUAGCAAUCAAGUGCCCCUGGCUUCGAGUAAACGUGUCAAUGCAGCAAGCAACAUUAGAUAGCAAACAGGGCCGCUUUGUGCUGCUUCAGCUCUGAUAGGUCCUAUUUAAGACAAGCUUUUUAUCUCUGGCUAGGGCAAAGCAAUAGUUGACUCUAAAAGAUAUGUACACUGUUCUAUUAUAGAAUGUGCUGGAUAUAGGUAGACCUAACUUAUGUGCAUAAGGUUCUCAAAGCAUUACUUCAUUGCCUUUGAGCAGUUCUUCUAAAGUGUUCUUUGUUGUCCAUAAAGAUAUUUUGAUAUCAUGAUUCGAUGUAGUAUGCCAUGGGAUGCUAACAAUAAAUGAUAAGCAUUAGGAAAUGUAUAGGCAGGUUUCUAAAUAUAUUUAUUUAACUAUAAAUACAACAUAUCUUUUGUAUAGGUGGGCAGUAUUGUAGCUUAUUCAUUUUUUGUGAUCUGCUUUAAACAGAGGUAACUAAGGAAAAUGUAUUGAUAAACUGAUGUUAGAAAAUGUGUAUACUUGCAGUUUUUUGUUACUCAUUUAUUUACUAAAAUGGUGUUAAGUUGAGGAUAACAUUGGGGGUAAUAUUUUAAAUUGUGACCCAAAGAAUGUCUUUAUUUGCACUAUCUGUCAGAACAGCUAGAGAGAAUUUACUGUAUAUUUAAGAAAAUCAGUUAUAGUAGGAAAAGUCUUAGGUAGUAACACUGUCCAGGUAUAUCCUUGGGCCAGAACUAGGGCAGUUAGAUUAUCAAAAGCAAAACAUAAUCUGUGAUCUACCUUAAAAGAUUAUUUCUUACAAAAAUAUUUAAGUGUAUGUAUUUUGUAAUUGCCAAUAAGAAUUAUUUAAGUGAUAGAAAUCAGUUUUGGAUAUGUGAAUACUGUUUAUUUUUCUUCAUUGCUGUUUCUUUUAGUACCUUGAAAUUUGUGAUGAAUAUAGCACACCAUCUCCCUGAACUGCUUUUUUGAUCAAGGCGGGGAGCAAUGAAUUAAAAUGAAGGAAACAAGAUAUAUCUGGAUUUAACGGAGAUACAUGUACUAAAGGUGUCUUAUCAUGGAAUAUUUGAGAGCUGAGAUAAUGUUUGCCUUAUAUCUAAGUUAGCCUUACAGCAAAAAGAAUUGCAGAGAGUAUGCACUGUAUUUCAAAGUGUUACUCAAGUCAUAUGAAAGUGCCACUGAGGUGUUUGUUUGUUGGUUUUUAAUGUAAUGAAUGAUUUGAGGGAAGGGAGGGUGUGUUCUGGCACUUUUGCCAAAAAUGUGCUGGUUACUAGAUCUUUUCCUGUGGGUUGUAUUUGGAAUGUUCUAACCUGUACUAAGAAAAAAGAUCAACAGUAAAAUUAGAGGUGCUGGAUGAUAUACCAUCCAAAGUUUUGUGGGUUUCUUUUUCUUUGCUUAUAUUCUGGUAUAAAGGCAAAUACACUUACAGCCUUAGUUAAUAUCCAGCUGAUUUUUCUUCUGUCAUACUGUGUGUAAACAUGUAUUUCUUUGCAGAAAGAGAAAAAUAAAUUUUUAAUUGGA
This is a messenger RNA of Struthio camelus australis, 2391 nucleotides long. The record is from RefSeq and is a predicted model, not a curated record. NCBI's taxonomy places the organism in Eukaryota, Metazoa, Chordata, Aves, Struthioniformes, Struthionidae.